Molecule: messenger RNA, 1877 nt
Organism: Triticum dicoccoides
Lineage: Eukaryota; Viridiplantae; Streptophyta; Magnoliopsida; Poales; Poaceae
Product: protein trichome birefringence-like 19
Exons: 3
Coding region: 224-1669 (481 amino acids)
Cellular component (GO): Golgi apparatus
Molecular function (GO): O-acetyltransferase activity
Source: RefSeq, a predicted model, not a curated record
GGAGAAUGCUUCGUCAGAGAGAGUCUUAAACUAUGGAACGAGGCAAAUGCAUGCAAUCUACCGCGGUCCGUCGCUAAAGGAGAAACGGCUUUGACCCCCGCCGGCCGCCGCCAAGAGAACGACUAAUUACGCCACACGCGCUGCGUACGCCUUCUUCUUCUUCUUCUUCUUCUUCUUCUUCUUCUUCUUCUUCUUCUUCUUCUUCUUCUUCUUCUUCUUCCACAUGCGACUCUGCCCGUCACCUUCCUCAACUCCUCAUCUCGAUCGCGUACGCCAACGCCCCUCGACGAUGAAGCCCCACAAGAGCAGCCCCUUCUCGCGGAAGGUCUCCGUCGCCGUUGCCACGCCGAUCCUCCUCCUGCUGGCCCUCGCCGUCGUCUCGCUCUACGACUUCAACUUGGCCGAAACUUACCACAACAUACGCCGCGCCUCCUCUUCAUCCUCUGCAUCUCCUGGCCCUGCCACCACCUCCUCGUCGCCCACGGCUCCGGCUACCGUAUCAUCGUCAACUUCGCCGGCCAACUCCUCCUCGUCGUCAUCGUCUACGUCGGCGGCGUCUCCAGCCACCGCCGUCGAGGCCUGCGACCUGACGCGGGGCCAGUGGGUGCCGGACGACGAGCCGCCGUACUACACCAACCUGACGUGCCCGUUCAUCGACGAUCUCCAGAACUGCAUGAAGUUCGGCAAGCCGGGCGGUCUCGACCUCAUGCGCUGGCGGUGGAAGCCUGACGGCUGCGACCUCCCCCGCUUCGAUGCCGGGCGGUUCUUGGAGGCCAUGAGGGGCAAGUCCAUGGCCUUCGUCGGGGACUCGCUCGCCAGGAACCACGUCAAGUCACUGCUCUGCAUCCUGUCGCAGGUGGCAGAGCCGGUGGAGCUCGUCACCACGACGGAGACGGACGUGACGGGGAGGGCCGUCCGCCGAGACUUCCACUACGGCAGCCACGGCUUCAACGUCUCGCUCUUCUGGUCGCCAUUCCUGGUCAAAGCCAACCUCUCCAGCGCGGCGCUCGGCCUGGGCCUGUGGGACGUGCACCUCGACACGGCGGACGCCCGGUGGGCGGCGCACAUCGCCGACUUCGACCACAUCGUCCUGUCCGGCACCAACUGGUUCUUCCGCCCCUCGGUGUACUACGAGGGCGGCCGGGCCGUCGGGCGCAACGACGGCGCCAGCGGCGCCCACAACGCGACGGAGGCGCCCGUCUCCGGCGCGGUGCGCGCCGCGUUCCGCACGGCGCUCGGCGCCAUCGCAGCCCGAGAGGGGUUCCGCGGCAAGGCCGUGGUCCGGACGGUCACGCCCGCGCACUUCGAGAACGGGGAGUGGAACACCGGCGGCGACUGCGUGCGCACGCGGCCGCUCCGCCGCGGCGAGCGCGCCCGCGACGCUGUCGUGGCCGAGUUCCGCGCCGCGCAGGUUGACGCGCUGAGGGAGACGGAGGCGGCACGGCGGCGGAACCGGAGCGGAGCGGAGCUGCGGUUGCUGGACAUCACGGAGGCGAUGGAGCUGCGGCCGGACGGGCACCCGAGCCGGUACGGGCACCCGCCGGGCGGGAGCGUGGAGGGGAGCUUCGUGGUGGACUGCCUGCACUGGUGCUUGCCCGGGCCGAUCGACCUGUGGAGCGAGCUGCUGUUCCACAUGCUGGCGGCUCAUCCACCACAGCGUGCUGACUGACAUUGAGUGAGUUCUUCUGCUAAUGCAUCGAAGCCAGACUUGUGUAAAUUGAUCUUCUUUUUUGCCGCAUUAAUUCAGAGCAAAGUGAGUUCACGGUUGCCAAUCAUAUUCAUACCAUGGCCUGUCUGUCUGUGCGUGUCUGCAGCAGUAGGGUUUCUGUAAAAAAAAAACUGAGAAAAAUGGUGUGCACGGCACGCUCUGAGCUCCA